Molecule: messenger RNA, 1321 nt
Organism: Pangasianodon hypophthalmus (striped catfish)
Lineage: Eukaryota; Metazoa; Chordata; Actinopteri; Siluriformes; Pangasiidae
Product: galectin-3
Exons: 5
Coding region: 71-1036 (321 amino acids)
Biological process (GO): eosinophil chemotaxis; negative regulation of endocytosis; macrophage chemotaxis
Cellular component (GO): immunological synapse; nucleus
Molecular function (GO): laminin binding; carbohydrate binding; IgE binding
Source: RefSeq, a predicted model, not a curated record
UUCACAUCCUCCCUGAGAUCUUUUGCAUUUGUAUAUCCCAGUCUGCUUUGCACUUUAACAGCUUCCAGUUAUGAUGAACUGCCCAUCGUCUGGACCCCAGGGCAACUGUAUAUGGCCUUGCCAGGGCACUCAGCAACCGGGGGCCCCAGUGUGGCCUAGUCAACCAUACCAACCUUGCUGGCCCUAUCAGCCCAACCAGGCUAACUGGCCCGGGAUGCAGCCCACUGUACCAAACUGGCCAGCUUACCAGCCAGCACCACCCACCCAGUCAGUUUGGCCAAGUCCUCCACCUAUGGGACCUAGCCAACCAAGCCAACCCAUCUCACCAAGUCAACCACUGCCACCAAGUCAACCAAGCCAACCCAUCUCACCAAGCCAACCAAUGCCACCAAGUCAACCAAUCCAACCAAGUCAACCAAACCAGCCAAUACCACCCAGCCAACCAACCCCACCAAGUCAACCAAGCCAGCCAAUCCCACCAAGCUGGCCUUCACAACUCCCCAACCCCAUUCUCCCAUCAUGGCAUGGAAACCCUGGGCAGCCAGGAUGGCCUAAUCAGGGCCCCUCUGGAGUUCAGCAGCAUUCAUGGGCACCUGUCCAACCCACAGGGCCUGUGUCAGUACCUUACAACAUGAAUUUUCCCCGAGGCAUCUAUGAUAAGCUGAUGCUUACAAUAAGAGGACAAGUGAAGCCUGAUGCAAAAAUGUUUACUGUUAAUUUCCUGCGUGGUAAUGAUAUCGCCCUGCAUAUCAACCCACGCUUCAAUGAGGGGGGGAAGCAGGUCCUUGUUCGCAACCACAAGCUGGGGGAUCAGUGGGGACAAGAGGAGAGAACUCUCCUAGCACCUUUUCCCUUUGUGGCAGGACAACACUUUGAGAUGAAGAUCCUCUGUACAAUCAAUGAAUUCAAAGUGGCAGUCAAUAACACACCUGUAUUUGAGUUCAAGCACCGCAUCAGAGAGGUGAACCAGAUUGAUCGUAUCAACAUACUGCAUGAUGUCAGUCUUACGUCCGUCAAUGUGGACACUCUUCCCUGAGACAAAGCCACAUUACUGCUACCUCUACCUUACCCUAUCAACAUUGCAUGUGUAUAAUGCUCAGGAACUCCAACACUAAUUCUGCUGUCCCUUAACACUGUUAGGUGAUUUAUGUUGCACUGGAAAUAUUUCACUAUGGACACUAUGCAAGUCUUUCCAUUCACAGAAUGUUUUGCAAAAUAAUGGCACAGAUACUUGCCGAUUUGAUUCCUAAUUUGAUGACGCUCUUGCUGAAGGGUUUUUCUGUAUCUCUCACUUAAACAGACACACACACCUUUUUCCUUA